AUGGCCAAUCGAUCAUCUUCACCAGAUUUUCCGUCACUGGGCCAAGACAUAAGCUACGAAGAGGUCGAAAUGAUCCAGGACUAUAAAAUAACCAAAACAAUAGACAAAAGAACAGGCGCCGUAAUCAGCGAAACUAAAAAGCCUGUUGGCUCACCCUAUCCUGGAAAUCGAACAAGAGUGACCAAAGGCACGAGAUAUAAUAUCUCGCGAUGUGCUGGACCCAGCGGCAAGCCGAUGCUCCAUUUCAAGUUGCUUCCGAAUCGUAGCAAAGCCGAAGAUGCUGCGCGCUCAGCUGGGAAAGGCAACACACCCGUUCAUCACACUGCUCAUGGAUCUGGACAACGGCCACAUUUUCAUCCAGCCGAUCGUUAUGGCAAUAUUAUUAAGGAUGGUGCGCACUAUGAGUAUCCUGGUUGA
Molecule: messenger RNA, 417 nt
Organism: Didymodactylos carnosus
Lineage: Eukaryota; Metazoa; Rotifera; Eurotatoria; Philodinida; Philodinidae
Source: the annotation of a GenBank genome assembly